Molecule: messenger RNA, 2316 nt
Organism: Symbiodinium necroappetens
Lineage: Eukaryota; Dinophyceae; Suessiales; Symbiodiniaceae
Source: the annotation of a GenBank genome assembly
AUGGACAUGGACUCGGAACUGCUACAUGCUUUCGCAGCCCAUUCAAGCGGUGAAUGGGCGGGUUGGCGUUGUGAAUUCUCAGCCGAAGGCAGGCAUGUGCCAGUUCCAGAGCGCUUUGUGCCACCCGAAAUGUUGGACUGGGGAGCAGAGCUCACACGGGUCUCGGUGGACCGCUUCGAGCGGGCCCUUCAUGUCUCUGGAUCUGCUGACACGUAUGCUUUGGAUGUUUUGGAAGCUGGGAAGUGCAGCCUUGAGACCAUUUUUGCCACUUCCAGCCCUCCUGGCAAAGACGACAAAACCAACUGCAGAGACACCUACAGGACCCUGGCUCGCCGGAUUCGUGUUGAGACAACAGUGGGGAGCGAAGGAGGGACGUGGCGGCUUACGGCUUUGCAGAUGUCCGUGGAGCGAAAAUGGCAUGUAGAUGGCUUCUCUUUGGAUGUUUCGCCCAUUGUGGACACAGUUGACGGUGGACGCAUCACACCCUCAGGCCUGAGCCUCGACGAGAUUCACUCGGCUGUCGCAUCCGACUGCUUUGAGGUGUCGGGUGUUGGCAUGGGGGAGGAUGGGCGGUUGCGCCUACCCUUGGGAGUAUCGGUAAUGUGUGGGGAGACAUGGCUAGAGGUCGCCUUCAAAGACAAAACAGGGAUGGAGCGCAUCUUGCGAAGAUUCGUCAUGUUUCGACUUCUAGCUGCAGGCACCUCGGAGUUGCGUGAAAACGAGCUGCAAGCAGAGUCAGAGAUCAGCAGAGCGAGAGACCGAGCCUGGGAGCCUUGGCACCUUGGCCACUUCGCAGCACCUCCAGCUUGCGCCGAAGGCUUUGCAUUCAGAGCCUUUUGGAAGUGGUUGGCACAGGAAGCUUGUCCAUUCGUGGCCAGGGAUGAGCAGCUUCGCAACAUCUUGUAUUCGAGUGGUUCAAAUGCCGUGCAAAGCGCGUAUGAGCCAGCAGUUCUCCGGCAAACCGCGUGGAUGGAAGCGGCCGCCGUCGAAAAUCUCGAAGCCUCUGCCUCGGUGGACCCGACGUCGACCAUCGGCCGAGAAAGAGCUUCCAAGAAAAAUGUCAAAAUAACUGGCAGUUUCCUACGAGCUUCCAGUGAAAAUCUCGCACAUCGACAUUGGGCUCGGCUUCAAGCUGUUGUUCAAAGCUAUUGGUUGGCAAAUUUCAUGGCUGCCUUGAUACUCAUCGAUGCGUACUGCACGAUGGUAGACAUUGAUGCAACGGCUGAGCGGACGACCCCGCCACAGAUCUUCGCCUUUAUCUCAGACUUUUGCUUGGUAGUUUACACCCUUGAAGUCGCUGCGCUGACUGCUUGUUUUGGUUGGAGAAUGUUUCUGAGCGAUGGUAUGAUGAUUUUGGACGUUGUGAUCGUCGGAUGUGGCUGGGCGGAGAAGCUCAUCUCCUCACUGGCUGACGGGGCCCUCGGCUUCCGCACGGCAGUGCUGCGAGCCCUGAUGGUAGAGGUGGUCAAUCCGCAUGUGCAAGAGAUGCACAGGGACCCCAACCUAGAUGUGUUUAACGACUGCCAUCCGCAAUGCACGAGGGCGGUGUCAUCCGUGAUGUAUGCCAAUCUGCUGCUGUUCAAGACAGUGAUUGCUGGCGAUAGCUGGGGUGAGAUAGCUGUUCCAGUGAUCCAGGAGCAUCCAGCGACGGCCGUGAUUUUCAUCGGCUCUUCACUGACAUUGGUCUUUGGAGUUCUGAAUCUUAUUGUUGCGGUUGUUGUUGACACCUUCGCCGACGCCCGGCUCAACGAUGUCCAGAACUUGGCCGAGGAGAUGGAAGAUGAAAUCGAACAUGACAGAAAGGCCUUGGGCAAGCUGUUUGCGAGAAUCGACAAGGAUGGGAGUGGGCAGCUCUCUCUACAGGAACUCAUUGAAGGAGCACGGCACGACUCGGGCUUUCAAAGCCGCCUGCGAGUUAUGGACAUCGAUGAGCAAGACUUAGAGCAGCUCUUCCACAUGAUCGACAUAGAUCAGUCCGGAACAAUCGAGGUGGCUGAGUUCAUUGGUCCUCUCAGCAGGUGGGCGCAUGAUUCAAAGACUGCUCCCCGCUUCAUCAAGUACAACAUGAUACAAACGAUGCAUCUCCAAGAAGAUCUCUAUGAUCUUUCCGUGGAGUGCUUUCAGCAGUUGGCUGCAAGGGUUGAAGACUUGUCGGUUCAAGUCCGCAUGCUAAAGCAGGGCAAUCCCAAGGGCCAUGUGGGCCAGGGCCACGAGCAAGAGCUCAGUCAUGACGGCGAAUCUGGUGAGGUGCAAAAGUCGGACUCACUCGUGUCCGAGUCUCCGACAGAGGAUCUGCAAGAGUGUCAGUCCCGCCUC